This is a messenger RNA of Sorex araneus (European shrew), 1411 nucleotides long. Its product is annotated as olfactory receptor 13A1-like. Gene Ontology annotation, biological process: G protein-coupled receptor signaling pathway. The transcript has a single exon. Lineage: Eukaryota; Metazoa; Chordata; Mammalia; Eulipotyphla; Soricidae. Bases 449 to 1411 code for a protein of 320 amino acids. Gene Ontology annotation, molecular function: G protein-coupled receptor activity; olfactory receptor activity. The record is from RefSeq and is a predicted model, not a curated record. Gene Ontology annotation, cellular component: membrane.
UCUGACUUUACCAGUUAACAGAGUUUGACUAGAGGAAGAGCAGAUAAACUGGUAGAAGUGGUUACAGAUAAACAAAGGAAUGGGAGUGACUCGGGAGCACUUUGAUGGGCGUGACUGAUAUACUUAAGCUCCUAGUGGCAAGGGGAGCAGGACAUACCAAUGUAUUCUAGAAUUGUUUAGAGAUUAUUGUCAGAUAAACCCAAACUCUGUGGCAAGGGAGAAAGGACAAACCAAUGAUAUCUAACAGGUUGCAGAGUGAAAGGAGAAAUCAAUGCAUCCCUGUCUUCAUAUGAGUGUUGGGGGGCAGUGGUGACUGAGGAAAUCACUCCAGGGCAGAGAUCUGGGUCUUGCUUCCCUGGUGUGAGCAGGUCCACCCAUGAGGAUCUGACCGAGGUCGUGCUCACGUGGAUCUGACAGAGGUUGUGCUCUCUUCUCCACAGCUGAGCUCAUGAGGCAGGAGCAGGGGCCUCCCAGCAGGGCCAUGGACUCCAACGAGACCCUGGUCAUGGAGUUUGUGCUGCAGGGCUUCUCAGAGCACCCAGAGCUGCGCCUUCCACUUCUGGCCUGCUUCCUCUCGAUCUACUUCGUGGCGCUGGUGGGCAAUACUGUCAUCAUUACAUUAAUCAGCUGUAGUCCCAGCCUCCGCAGCCCCAUGUACUUUUUUCUCUUCAAUCUAGCCACCAUGGACAUUGUCUGCACCACAUCUGUGCUGCCCAAGGCUGUUAUGGGUCUGGCCUUGGGAGAAAACACUAUCUCCUUCCCAGGAUGCAUGGCCCAACUCUUCUUUAUCAUCUGGUCCGUGUCUUCUGAGCUCCUGUUACUCACAGUGAUGGCUUACGAUCGCUACGUGGCCAUCUGCCACCCUCUGCAUUAUAGCACCAUAAUGAGCCCACGGCUAUGUGGGGCCCUGGCCACAGGUGUGUGGUUCAUCUGCGCCAUCAAUGCUUCGGUGCACACUGGGUUGAUGGUGCGACUGACCUUCUGUGGCCCCAACCUCAUCACACACUUCUUCUGCGAGAUCCCCCCUCUCCUGUUGCUCUCCUGCAGCCCCACCCUGGUGAACAGCAUCAUGACGGUCCUGGCUGAUGCCUUUUAUGGAGUCAUAAACUUCCUGCUUACCCUGAUAUCCUAUGGGUUCAUCAUUGCCAGCAUCCUGCGCAUUCGCUCAGCUGAGGGCAAGAAGCGAGCUUUCUCCACCUGCUCAUCCCACUUGAUAGUGGUCUCCGUGUACUACUCAGCUGUAUUUUGCGCCUAUAUCAGCCCUGCCUCCAGCUAUGGCCCUGAGAGAAGCAAAGCAUCCGGAGCACUGUAUACAGCGCUGAGUCCCACCGUGAACCCCAUCAUCUACUCUCUGAGGAACACUGAGGUCAAGAAUGCCCUGGGGAGACUCAUCCCCCGUCUGAAGCGUUGA